AUGGCAGUACCUUUGUUUAGGCAUGGGUUUGAAAUUGUAAAACCACAUAUGAAAACAGCAGCACAGGGUAUAGCAAAGGAUGUGGUGAGCCGUGUGUCCUCAGCUGUUAUGAAUAAAAUGAAUAAUGGUCCACAAGAGGGAACUGGCAUUGUGUAUAUUGCUAACAAGAGAAAAACAAAAAGAAAGCAUGAUAUUGCUUUUCCACCAAUGUUAACACAACACAUAAUUAAAAACCGUGCACGCAAAAGCAGAAAGAGACAGAGGCCACCAAGGCGUUCACCAGCAAUUAUUGAAAAUGCACCUUUAGAGUUCUAUAUAGCUGGAAGUGGAGAUCAUUAUUUUGAUCUGAACAACACCCUUUUGUUCAUAACAUGCAAAAUUGUUAAACAAGACAAUACACCACCUCCUGAGGGGGCCCGAGUCAGCCUCAUCAACUAUACAUUGUCCACAGUGUUUAAUCAAGUGGAUGUCACAUUAGGAGACAGACUUGUAUCACAAUCAAAUAAUCUUUACGCUUACCGUGGGUACAUUGAAACAAUUCUUAAUUAUAGUGCUGAUACACUAUCAACGCAAUUCACAGGUGGACUGUUUUAUAAAGAUACAGCGGGGCACCAUGACACACGUGCCUUGGGUGGAGACAAUCAAGGUUUUAACAAAAUAGCGCACAUGUUAGAAAGGGGUAAAACUAUUGAAUUACUAGGUCAUCUUCACAGUGACCUGUUUUUCCAAGAAAAGUUAAUGUUAAACGGAAUUGAUUUGAAAAUAAAACUUACUAGAAAUAAAGAUGCAUUUUGUCUUAUGUCUGCAGAAGCAGAACAGUAUAAAGUACAAAUCUUGAAAGCAUCACUUUUUGUCAAAAGAGUGCAAAUAUCACCAGCAGUGCGAAUAGGUCAUGCGCAAGGCCUGCUAACAGCAAAUGCAAAAUAUGCUCUGGAUAGAGUCGGACUGAAAGUGUAUUCUAUCGCUGCAGGUAGCCGUGUAUGUAAUCAAGAAAAUUUAUUUCUGGGACAAUUACCAAAGCUUGUGGUUAUAGGAUUUGUAGACAAUGAUGCCUUCUCAGGAGCUUAUGACAAGAAUCCACUAUGUUUCAAACACAACCAUGUAAAUUUUGCUGCACUCUAUCUGGAUGGUGAGCAAAUACCAACAAAGCCAUUUCAACCAGAUUUUGAAAAUGGAAAUGCAGUACGUGAAUAUAUUUCUCUAGUGAACAUUGCAGGAAAGCAGAAUUGUAGCUCUGCAAUCCUAAUUAACAGAGAUGAAUAUAUAAAUGGAUACACACUUUUUGCCUUUGAUCUCACACCCGAUGGAGAAAGUGGUUCUCAUUACUCUCUUAUACGUAGCGGUAAUCUCAGAGGUGAAAUUCGAUUUUCAAGAGCACUUGAGAGAACUGUUAACAUGAUUGUAUACAGUGUUUUUGACAACAUUAUUGAAAUCAAUCAAAGACGAGAAGUUUUGUAUGAUUAUUUAUAA
This is a messenger RNA of Bombina bombina (fire-bellied toad), 1470 nucleotides long. RefSeq lists its product as uncharacterized. Bases 1 to 1470 code for a protein of 489 amino acids. Gene Ontology annotation, molecular function: ribonucleoside-diphosphate reductase activity, thioredoxin disulfide as acceptor. The transcript has 2 exons. Gene Ontology annotation, biological process: deoxyribonucleotide biosynthetic process. Gene Ontology annotation, cellular component: cytosol. The record is from RefSeq and is a predicted model, not a curated record. NCBI's taxonomy places the organism in Eukaryota, Metazoa, Chordata, Amphibia, Anura, Bombinatoridae.